Messenger RNA from Protopolystoma xenopodis, 1128 nucleotides. Lineage: Eukaryota; Metazoa; Platyhelminthes; Monogenea; Polystomatidea; Polystomatidae. The record is from the annotation of a GenBank genome assembly.
AUGGAAGAGUGGCAUAGAAAGUCCGGACUGCCACUAAAGAUGGAAGUAAGACGCUCAAAGCGACCAGAAAAAAUUUACAGGCUUAAUAAGACUUUGAUGAUUGAUUCUUGUUCUAAACCAAAUGAAACCAACGCUUCAUUCAUGCAUAUUAAUGCCUCUGGUGAUAAUCGACACUUUGGAAUAGUGUGUGAUGGCUGUAACAAACAUGAUUUUGCGGGGGAUCGCUUUAAGUGUUUGGAUUGCCAAAAUUUUGAUCUAUGCCUCGCUUGCUUUUCCUCGGGUAUCCAUAAAGAUCAUGAUAUGUUGGCCUUGCGUACACCGUCAUGGAUCAAAAAAUCUAUUUAUAUUUCUUCCUCGGGUUCAAGAAAGCCCUCAGCUCCGGAGUCUAUAGGAUCAGUCGCAUAUUCCCUUAGAGACGCAUCAACCUCGUCAAAUGAUUUGAUAUCUGCUAAAGUGUCUCCGUUUAACGAAACCAGUGAUGAAUCUUCCAUAACAGUGCAUGAUUCGGAUGGAUCUUCGAUGUUCAGUGAUGAUAGGAAUGAUCCCACUCCAGAUUGGGAAGUUGUUGAAGCUAAUGGUGAUGGACACUCAGAAUCAGUUCGUGCUCCUCAGGCUAAUCUAGAUGUGCCGAUCCAAGAACCCCCUGUUCCUAGCGGGGAUCUAUCUGAUAUGCAUAUCUCGGAGCCGUUACUAGCAUCUCUUACUCCUGAUACUUUAUGCGAUGCUUCUCCUUCGAAUCAGCAAAAUGACCAGCAUAAUCCCAUAGACACGAAUUCCCGUUCCUCCACAUCACUUCCUGAUUCUAAUCUGGAUGGCCAUCCUCGUAUGGAUUCCACUCAACGACCGUUUGAAAUGAACCUUAUCACAGGUAAUCUGCUUCUUCCGGUCCUUGAAAGUGCUCGUCAAGCUGUCAAUCUUGUUGAUGAUAUAACGAUCCAGGGGCUUGGCCUCUCUUCACCACCGCCUUCAGCCAGCCCUACUCCUUCUCUACUUCGAAUUAACAACCUUCAAUCUCUUCGUGAUAUGGGAUUCGAAGCUUCACGGGGUCAAUCUUUCCUCAAUCGUGUGCUGGACGAAGUCAAUGAUAAUCUUGCUUCAGCAACUGAUCGAUGUUUGUCUGGCAAUUAA